This is a messenger RNA of Lentinula edodes (shiitake mushroom), 1868 nucleotides long. RefSeq names its product N-myristoyl transferase. Gene Ontology annotation, biological process: N-terminal peptidyl-glycine N-myristoylation. The transcript is spliced from 9 exons. NCBI's taxonomy places the organism in Eukaryota, Fungi, Basidiomycota, Agaricomycetes, Agaricales, Omphalotaceae. The coding region runs from base 39 to 1685 and encodes 548 amino acids. The record is from RefSeq and is a predicted model, not a curated record. Gene Ontology annotation, cellular component: cytoplasm. Gene Ontology annotation, molecular function: glycylpeptide N-tetradecanoyltransferase activity.
CUUGCCUCCUUGACUCCACAUACUUACUUACGACAGUAAUGUCGGUUCCAACGUCAAAGAUCGAAGAAAUAAUAGACACUACACAGGAUUCCGAUGCUCAAGAUGACUCUGACGAUAACAUAGCAGUAGAAAAUGAACACGAUGACGCGGAACAUCAACAAGGUCCUUCCUCCUCUACAGCUUCUUCAUCGAAGAAGAAGAAGAAGAAAAGGUCUAAAGCCGCCAAAGCUCUCAAUGCUUUGACUGGAAAAUCGAUACCACAAGCUCUUGUAGAUCAAGUGCUAGACACUGUAAAAGCUGAAGGAGGUGAAGGAAGCGAGCAGGCCAAUGCGGAAAAUGUGAGGCAAGUGUUGGAGCAUAUGAAGAUUAUGGAGAUCGUGAAGGGUAAGGCUGGUCUUGGAGGACUAAAUAAGAAAGAUAUGGGAGAACACAAGUUCUGGUCAACUCAACCCGUACCUCAGUUAGGAGAAGGCCCUCCCGAAGAAGAUGGUUAUAUCGAGCCUUCCAAGCCUGCAGAUGAAGUACGCCAGGAGCCGUACCCUCUCCCGAAAGAUUUCGAAUGGUCAAUAAUAGAUAUCACCGACCCCGCUCAGGCUACGGAAGUGCACGAACUAUUAUCUCUCCACUACGUGGAAGACGGUGACGCUACGUUUCGUUUCAAAUACAGUACCGAAUUCUUACAAUGGGCACUACAAGUCCCUGGCUACCGAAAGGAAUGGCACGUUGGAGUACGAGUCAAAUCGAAUAAAAAACUGGUCGGAUUUAUAUCUGGAGUACCUAUGCUUCUACGCGUUCGGAAAAACAAAUUCAUGUCUGCAGAGAUCAACUACCUCUGCGUCCACAAGAAAUUACGAUCGAAACGUUUAGCGCCUCUUCUAAUCAAGGAAGUUACACGGCAAAUCCAUCUAAAAGGCAUCUUCCAGGCCAUCUACACCGCUGGAGUAGUAGUCCCUACUCCAGUUUCAACAACACAAUACCAACAUCGGAAUCUCAAUGUCACCAAAUUGAUCGACAUACAGUUUUCCUUCGUGCCCCGAAAUAUGACCUUGGCUCGAAUGAUUCGUCUCAACCAGCUGCCAAAUAAACCACAACUCCCUGGAAUACGCGAGAUGACGGAAAAGGACAUUCCGCAGGUGACAGAAUUAUACGCAAGAUACAUGGAACGGUUCGACAUGGUUCCAGUCAUGGAUGCCCAAGAGAUCAAACAUCAGUUUCUGAGUGGAGCUGGAAAAGCCGGAACCGGGGACAAGUGGAGACGAGAGGGGCAGGUUGUAUGGGCCUAUGUGGUCGAGGAUCAGGAUACCCACAAGAUAUCUGAUUACAUGUCUUUCUACUCUCUGCCUUCCACGGUUAUCAACCACCCCAAACACGGUGUACUCGAAGCGGCAUAUCUCCACUAUUAUGCCUCAGAUACAGGCGCAAAUGCAGACGAAGACAGUACUCUAAAGGAACGAUUACAACACUUGAUAGGUGAUGCGCUGAUUGUCGCCAACAAUGCCAAAUUCGAUGUUUUCAACGCGCUGACGAUGAUGGACAACAGUCUCUUCCUUAAAGAACUUCGGUUCGCUGUCGGAAAUGGAUUUUUGAAUUUCUAUCUGUACAACUGGAGGACAGCUCCGUUAGCGGGAAUGAAAGAGGAAAAUGGUGUUCCUGUAGGAAGAGGAAUUGGUGUAGUGAUGGUAUGAGUAGAUUAUACCAAGUUGCUCGAAAGGUAAUGAUGUGGCACGAGAGGGCACGAGCAACGAUAAAUUUAAGCACUCCCAGAAUGUGGCGCAAUGCGUCAUAAUUUAUGACUUGGAUGCUCAUAACUUAGCUCAAUGAAGAUGUCAUAGUUUUCUCAACUAAUAUUUAAGCAAACUUGCAGAUGC